This is a messenger RNA of Heterobilharzia americana, 2173 nucleotides long. Lineage: Eukaryota; Metazoa; Platyhelminthes; Trematoda; Strigeidida; Schistosomatidae. The record is from the annotation of a GenBank genome assembly.
AGUCAAGUCAACAACUUUGUAUAAAAGAGGAACUAUGUCGAAUUCAUUUACCUUAUGGUGUUAACUAGAAUUCACCUCAUUAGAUAAAAAGGUGCAGAAAAAUGAAAUGUUUACAGUGGUUACUCAUAUUAUUGUUCACAAUCAAUCUUUCUUCCUGGUCACUAACUAGUCCGGUACUGACAGAAAUCUCAACACUGAGGACAAGUGAAAAUGAAACAUUUUCAUCUGAGAAUAAGGAGAUGAAUUCUACAACGGAGAAAAAUCCUGAAGAAUCUAAUAGCACAUACGAGUAUGAAGAAGAAGAAGAAGUAGCUACUGAUGUUCAAGAAGAAUUGAAUUCUAGUUUGUCGGAAUCAUCAGCUUCAUCGUUACUUCAGUCUAAAGAAACAGAAUCCUUGGACCAGGAGUUGGCAAGUUCACCUCUGCUAGGAAGUACAAUUCCUGAGACCAAUGAAUACCAAGAUAUUUCUUCAAAUGAGUCUUUUGAUAAAACUGGAACAACUAUUGAUUCUGUAUCAUCAUUUCAUUCACCAGAACAUGAAAUUAAAGUAUCUGAACCUACAGUGAAAGCUAAUGAUAAUAAUCAGGCUGAAAUAACAUACUUGUUAAAUCGUUUGGAAGAAACAUUAGGAGUACCAUCAACAGAUAGAAGAAAUUAUCAAUAUAUCACAGUGAUUAAAAGUUCAGAUGGAAGUAUUUAUGUUCCAUAUGAUCAUCAACAAAGUACUCGACAACAUUUGAUCACACUAUUGGGAUUUGCUGAACAGAUUGUAUCCAGUAAAGCUGGCAUUGCAACUUCAGAAUAUAGGCGGGACCAUUUCCUACAAUAUGAAAAUUUUCUUUAUCUACCUAAUCUCAAACAUAUACUUGACUUAUGUAGAGGAGUUUAUACCCCAGAAGUAGUAGUUCCAUCAUAUGUGAAGCAAUUUCUAGACAAAUUUAAUAAAAGUGAAGUUAAUGACCUACUCAGCUUAUUGAAUAAAGGCAAUUGGACAAAAGAACAACAAGCUGACCUCUUUCGAUUCGCCUAUAUCUGUUAUGGAUUAAAAUAUCACUAUCCUGAGAUGAAUGAUCACUAUGACUACUCAAGUGUACGUAAAAUGCGAUCAUUCUGUCCAACAGUUAAAAAUGCGAUGGGAUUAUCACUAAACCACACAGUAGAAACAUCACGACAAACGAAACUACAAUUGCUGCAUAGCAUUUCUAUGGAGGAUUAUCCUCAGGUGAGUGUACCACCCACUUCGAUAGGGCAGACGACUGCAGAACUAUUCUCUUCAGAGUUUGCUGAUGAUUCACAAAGUGAUGGACAGAGUUCAUCAACACCUGAACUGACAACUGAUAAUCUUUUUAUUUUUGAAAACAACACAUCACUAAUUAAUGAUACUCAGUUGAACGAUAAUUAUGAGAUGAACAGUACCGUUCCAGCUGAUCUACAGAACGACAACAUGAAAACAGGCGAAGAAGACUUGGUCGGUGGUCAAGAUGAAAUCCAACUGCUCGAUUUCAGCGAAGACAACGGCGACGAAACACUCGCGUAUACUGAGGAUAAUACAAAAGCGUCUAAAGAUGUGGUUUCCUAUGGAUUCGAACAGAAGAAAGAAUUAACUACUGAUGAAUUCUCUGACGAGACAACAGACUACCCAUUAAAAACGGGUGUCAUAGAAGAGUAUGCGGAGUCCGUUGGAAAUGAAGAAAUACAAACAGAGGAUGCAACAGCUGAUCAAGAUAUUCAAACGUUUACUAAAAAUACAGAAGAAACUUUGUUGGAACCAGUCAAUGAAGUUGAGGAAGAAAGGGUGAAGAGGAGAAUUCAACACGAGAGAUGAAUACCGAACAACAAGAAUUCAGUACUGAAUGAAUACGUCUCAUCUGAAGCAUAUGCAGAAAAAUAACUUACUGAGGUUACAAAGACAAAUUUCCAUUAACUAUUGAUAAACGUACAUUUUUGUUUUAAAUACACUAAACGUUUUGUAGUGUCAUUGACUUUCAAUGUGACAUUAACAACAGAUAUUCUUGCUUAUUGUUACAUUACGACUUAUUCUCCUAACUUUACAGUGAUAAUGUGUACUUUUCUUAAUCUUCUACCCAGAAAUUCAUUCAUAUUCAGUAUUUUUCAAUGUAUCCAAGAGUUUUUGUUAAUAAAUAUCGCAUAAUUGUUCAUUGUUUUAAUGGA